AUGCCUGAGGAAUUGAGAGAGGCCCUUGUGGAAGGUUUGAUUGAUCAACAUACAAAUCAUUGGGAUCCCCAUAUUUUAACAGACUUAUUUGACCCGGAUGAUGUGGCUCGUAUUUCUAGAAUCCUGGUUAGUCCAGCAUAUGAGGACCCAUGGUAUUGGCUCAGUGACCCCAAAGGGAUAUAUACGGUUAAGAACGCUUAUAGGAGUAUUGUUGGUAACUAUGAUCAUGACCCAGGUGCUUUUGAUAAAUGGGUAACAUUAUGGAAGUUGAAGGUUCCACCAAAAUCGAAAACCUUCCUAUGUAGAGCUUUGUGUGAUGUUCUCCCCACCACUACUAACUUGCUUAUAAAGAGGGUUGAUGUGAACCCAACAUGCUCAAUGUGUGAUUUACAACAUGAAGAUGUUAUGCAUUCUCUUGUUCUUUGUGAAUACUCUAGACUUGUCUGGAAUGUUUCGGAAUUGCCUAUCACAAAUAUUUUAUCUAGCUCAUUUCCAGUAUGGCUUAUGGGUGCACUAAAUAUUUUAACAGAGGAACAAUGCAGUCAAUUUGUGGCCAUGCUUUACCAUUUAUGGAGUGCUCGAAACACUGCAGUAUGGGAGGGUACGCUAUUCCGCCCCGGACAGGUUUGGCGUCGAGCUGCUGCCGCAUUCCGCACGUAUGCACAUCUUCACCGACGUCACCCACACACGUCGGCACCAGUAGAAGCAUCUACAGGAACACAACAACGCCGGUUGAAGUGUUAUAUAGAUGCAGGCUAUUGGGCAUCGACCGGGGAAGCCACCUACGGCGUUGUUUUGGUCUCGCAAACUGGAACAUUCCAGGCCGCCACAAAUGGAUAG
This is a messenger RNA of Ipomoea nil (Japanese morning glory), 840 nucleotides long. RefSeq lists its product as uncharacterized. The transcript has a single exon. Bases 1 to 840 code for a protein of 279 amino acids. The record is from RefSeq and is a predicted model, not a curated record. Lineage: Eukaryota; Viridiplantae; Streptophyta; Magnoliopsida; Solanales; Convolvulaceae.